Phacochoerus africanus (Common warthog) is the source of this 846-nucleotide messenger RNA. It is a transcript of the gene CXCL14, whose product is annotated as C-X-C motif chemokine ligand 14. Gene Ontology annotation, molecular function: chemokine activity. The record is from RefSeq and is a predicted model, not a curated record. The transcript has 4 exons. Gene Ontology annotation, biological process: cell chemotaxis; antimicrobial humoral immune response mediated by antimicrobial peptide. Bases 278 to 577 code for a protein of 99 amino acids. Gene Ontology annotation, cellular component: extracellular region. Lineage: Eukaryota; Metazoa; Chordata; Mammalia; Artiodactyla; Suidae.
UUAAUGAGCUCGCUCGAGGCGAGGGCAGGAGCGGAUUUAAAAGAGGCCUGGGCGGGCGGAGGGAGGCUGUGGAGAGAGCCCGAGCGCGAGAGGAGCGCAGCAGCAGCAGCAGCAGCAGCAGCGAGCGAGGCUACCACCGCCGGGCCGGGCGAAGCGGCAGCGAGUGGAGCCAGGAGGCGCGCUCCGGGCAGAAAGAGCCUGCCGCCCGCCGAGCCGGCGCCCGAAAGCGCGGGCUCCCUCCCCGAGUCCCUGCUCCCGCGCCGUGGCCCCGGCCAGCAUGAGGCUCCUGACGGCCGCGCUGCUCCUGCUGCUCCUGGCGCUGUGUGCUGCGCGCGUGGACGGGUCCAAAUGCAAGUGCUCCCGGAAGGGACCCAAGAUCCGCUACAGCGACGUGAAGAAGCUGGAAAUGAAGCCAAAGUACCCGCACUGCGAGGAGAAGAUGGUUAUCAUCACCACCAAGAGCAUGUCCAGGUACCGAGGUCAGGAGCACUGCCUGCAUCCCAAGCUGCAGAGCACCAAGCGGUUCAUCAAGUGGUACAACGCCUGGAAUGAGAAGCGCAGGGUCUAUGAAGAAUAGGGUGAAAAAUCCCCCGAGGGAAAACGUCACACCGGUCAGGAGACGAGCAAAGGACUUUGCCGAUUAAACAAACAAACCCUUUCUUUCUCACAGGCAUAAGACACGAAUUAAACAUGGUUACCCAGCACUUUUACCGAGGGUCGGUGGUUCGUUUUAUAGCUGCGAGCAAAAGGCUUCCAGAUGUGAGAGCCUUCUCUCGCGCUCCAGACACCAUCACAAGCUGCUUUUUACUGAAAAGGGGGAAAACUCAUGCAUUUCCUUUGUUUAAA